Molecule: messenger RNA, 8026 nt
Organism: Bombina bombina (fire-bellied toad)
Lineage: Eukaryota; Metazoa; Chordata; Amphibia; Anura; Bombinatoridae
Gene: TFCP2L1
Product: transcription factor CP2 like 1
Exons: 16
Coding region: 477-1955 (492 amino acids)
Biological process (GO): regulation of transcription by RNA polymerase II
Cellular component (GO): nucleus
Molecular function (GO): RNA polymerase II cis-regulatory region sequence-specific DNA binding; DNA-binding transcription activator activity, RNA polymerase II-specific
Source: RefSeq, a predicted model, not a curated record
CCUGGGAGACUCGCGUGGUAGUUUAUCUACCCGUGCAGUGUGCUGCUCUAAGCAAGCAGGCUGGGGCAAAUAGAUCUAUACGGGGGCAAGAAAGGAGUAAUAUUUACUGUCUAAAGGGAACAAGAUUUAGUUAUAGCGACAAAUAGGCAAUUUACACUUAUUAGCCAGGAAUAAGACAUUUAUUAGAGGGGAAAAUAGUGGUCUAUGUAAGGAUUAGGGCUGGAUACGAACUUAGUUUAGGGCACUAGGCGGCUCUGUGUUUAAGGGAAGGAUAAGGAUUUUAGCACGAGGGGAGCAGGGCAGGAGAGGGGUCAGAAUAUUGUGGUAACAAGCAAUAGAGGUUCGUGCCCAGGAGAAAGGCCGUAUAGAGGUCAGUACAUAGGAAGAACCAGGUGCAGGGCCACCGGGGCACAUUGCUUUACCUUUAGCCUUUGGAUCUGCACCACCUUCUACCCCACACAGUACCCUUACUGAAAAUGCUCUUCUGGCACACACAGCCUGAGCACUACAACCAGCACCCGAGCGGCAGUUACCUGCGUGACAUCCUUGCACUACCAGUAUUUAAGCAAGAGGAGCCUCAGCUUUCUCCUGAAAAUGAUUCCAAGCUGCCUCCUUUCCAGUAUGUCCUGUGUUCAGCAACUUCCCCUGCUGUUAAGUUACACGAAGAGACCUUGACCUAUCUCAAUCAAGGACAAUCUUAUGAAAUCCGGCUCCUUGACAACAGAAAAUUGGGAGACUUCCAAGAACUAAAUACCAGAUAUGUUAAGAGUAUCAUUCGGGUUGUUUUCCAUGACCGGCGGUUGCAGUACACAGAGCAUCAGCAGUUGGAAGGCUGGCGGUGGAGUAGACCAGGAGACCGCAUCUUGGAUAUAGAUAUCCCAUUGUCAGUUGGUAUAUUGGAUCCCAGAGCUAGCCCAACACAGCUCAACACUGUAGAAUUCCUGUGGGAUCCAUCCAAGCGAUCUUCAGCUUCUAUUCAGGUACAUUGUAUCAGUACAGAAUUUACUCCCAGAAAACAUGGAGGUGAGAAGGGCGUCCCUUUUCGGAUUCAGAUUGACACUUUUAAACAAAAUGAAAAUGGGGAAUACACAGAGCACCUGCACUCUGCCAGCUGUCAGAUCAAAGUGUUUAAGCCUAAGGGUGCUGAUCGGAAACAAAAGACUGACCGUGAGAAGAUGGAAAAGAGAACUGCUCAAGAAAAGGAGAAAUACCAGCCAUCCUUUGACACUACAAUAUUGACAGAGUGUUCGCCGUGGCCAGAUUUGCCAUAUCAAAGCAAUCAAUCCUCAUCCCCAGGAUACAACAGUUCUCCAAACAGUUUCAGCAUUGGAGAUGGGAAUUGUUCCCCAACCCCACAAGUAGAGCCUCCUCCACUGAGAAAUGAUAAAACUGCUCUUGGAGUACAAAAUGAAGUUUGGAAUCGGGAUGAAAAAAAACCUCUUCUUCCUAACGCAUCCAUUCAAGAAGUUCAGCAGUGGUUGCAGCGCAAUAGAUUCCCUCAGUAUUGCAGACUUUUCUCUAAUUUCUCUGGUGCAGACUUAUUAAAGAUGUCAAAAGAAGACUUUGUGCAAGUUUGUGGAGCUGCAGAUGGAAUUAGACUCUGGAAUGCAGUUAAAGCAAGGAAUGUGCGACCUCGACUGACUAUUUAUGUAUCUCAUGAACAAGAACAGAAUAGGUCCCUCCUGCAGCAGAAAAGGGAGCAUGGUGACCCUACAAUAUGUGUGUACCAUGCAAUUUUCUUGGAAGAGCUGACUUCCCUGGAGCUGAUAGAGAAGAUUGCCAACUUGUAUUCUGUGGCACCUCAGCAAAUAAAUCAGAUUUAUAGGCAAGGUCCAACUGGGAUCCAUGUGGUGGUGAGCACAGAGAUGGUGCAGAAUUUCCAGGAUGAAUCCUGUUUUAUAAUCAACGCUCUUAAAGCAGAAAAUAAUUCUGGAUACAAUAUAAUUUUAAAGUGAAGAAACUGAACUUUGCACUGUGAAACAUAAUUUUCUUCCCGGCCUUUUGACGAUGUGCACACAAGUAUUAAAGGGCCAGUGAACAAAAAAACUGCUUUGAUUCUUGCCAAUCCUGCCACGCAAAGAAGCUGAAUGUAAAUUGUCCUAAAUUUAAAUGGGAAUUGGUCCUUGUACUAACAUUUAUUCACUGCAAUUAUUGUAAUGGAAAAUAUGCUUCUUCUGAUAAGGUUUUGAUCUACUGGAUGAAUGCUACACACUAUGGUUUUGCAAAUAAUGGAAUCCAACCUGUGGCAAUACACAGUCAUCUCUAAAUAAGUGAAUAUCUUAUGUUCCUUCUGUGUUUGAGAUAUAUAUAUAUAUAUAUAUGUAUGUAUGUAUAUAUAUAUAUAUAUAUAUAUAUAUAUAUAUAAAAAUAAAUUCAAACUGCAGAAAGAAACGUUUGUGUAUGUUAUGUAGAUAUGUAUAUCCCAGUGAGAUAGUGAUUUUCUUUUUAUAUUUUAAUGAAGUGGCAUAAGUUGCCUUUGUCUGAAAAACACUUGAAUGUCCCAGAGGUUUUUUUAAAACAAACACUAAAGUAUAACUGCACUCAUGAACUCUUGUAUUUAGCACUGCUGGUAGCAUCACUGGCUAUAGUUGUAGAAGAAACAUUCUACCAGUGUGAUUACAAUUGUUAACUGGCUAUGAAAGAAGAAAGCUCACCAAACAUGGCAUUUAAGGGGAGGAACCUGCAAUAUUUGAUCAGCUAAAGCUGUUAUAAACCAAAUGGCCAUACAGUCAAAAUAAACCUGCAUCAAAUGCACAGAUUUCCCGGCAUUGUGCUGAUAAAAUAAUGAUAAAACACUGUAGAAUGUUCUUAAGUUCUUUACAUUUUAGAGUACAUAAAAAACUUUAAUAAGUUAGUUGUAGAGAAGAUGCCAGUUAUGGCCUUCACAAUAAAGAAUGUUUGUAUCACUGCCGUUUGAAAAAAAUACAAAAGGAAUUCUUGUAUGCGUCUAAAAUUUACAGUUGACAGUAAUUUUACAGAAUAGGUGAUACCCUAUAUGCGGUAUCGUCGUGAUGUUGCUCAUAGAAAUUCAGAAUAAUGUAUUCCUAAUUAACUGUUUUUAUCUAGAGUUUUAGUGGAUACAGAUGGCAAAAUAUAUUUUGAAGAAUUAUUACACACCUAAAUGAAAAAGAAAUAGUAUUAGGAAACAACAAUCCUUCCUUCUCCUACUCUCUUCUUUUUUUCUUUCUUUUUUUUUUUUUUAAGUUUCUAUCCCCAAGCAUUUCUCGCAACUUUAAAUACUAAAUAUUUUUCUAGUUUCUUAAUUGUUUUAUUAUUAAAGGACCAUUAAAUACAGUAUCAUUGCCUAAUCAGCAAAUGCAUUAUAAAAGUGAAAGCAAUAACUCUUGCUCUGAAUUUCAAUAGAGCAGUAGAUUUUAUUUUUCUGACAAAUUUUGAAAUUUCUUCCAUUUCCCUGCCCCUGUUUUCAUGUGACAGCUAUCAGCCAACCACGUUCAGUAAGAGCUGGUACCUUCAAAGUGUGCAUAUAAAACGCUGUGGCUGUUGUAUUUUUUUUUUUUUUUUAAUGACUUGCCUUAUCUUGAAAGAAGAAUUUUCGCUUUGGUGGCACUUCAUUUUUUUUUUAACAAUCAAAUUGAUAAAUCUAUUUUUUUUUUUUUAAUUCAGAAAUGGAAGAAAUGUAACGCUAUUAAGAAUAAACAAAUAUGCAGUGUUCCGCAUUUGCCAUAUAUAUAUAUAUAUAUAUAUAUAUAUAUAUAUAUAUAAAGCUUUCUAAAUUAUGAAAUUCCUCUCUAAAAUAUUGGAAAGAAUGUUAUAUCAUACUGUUACAGUGAUGCUUUCAUCUGGAAAUCAAUUAAAUAAAUUAAAGACUGUUUUUUUUUAUUAAACCAUGAAGGAUGGGCUAGAUUAUCUCAUUAACGUUUAGGGCAUUUAUUUUUUAAUUAAGCACCAUCUGAAGAUAUGUAGCAGAUUUAUUUUUUUAAUCUUCCUUAGCACUGGCUGCCUUGUGGUACUGAACUACAAACUGUAUAUAUUUUUGUAUUUGUGUAAGUAGCAGAAUGUUUUUUUUACAACUUGCUCAGGUUAAUUUUUUUUUUCUUUGAGAAGAUUCAGUAAAAAAGUAGUAUAAAAAAUGAAUUUCUACAAGUCCAUAGAGCCAACAUUUAUUAUAGAUUUUUUUUGUUUGCUUUGGAAGGGUCUGUCAAAAUAUUUAUUUAAUUUUUAAGGCCCAGAGACAACUGAAUAAUCAUUUUGAAAUUAAUGGGAUAUACAGCCCCAGCAUACUAGUUUAAUGGAUUUUGCAACAUAUAUGCAUUAAACAGGCUGUUUUUGCAUCAAUAUUAGCACCUUAUGUAAGAGCUAUGUGCCCUUCUAACGUAUGCAACUGUCAAUUGCAGGAGUACUUUCCCGUUAAUAGGGUAGAUUUAUUAUGCAGCGGAUGCUGCAUUCUACGCCGAUAGUUUCAGGUCCGCCUGAAACGUACGUUAAGAAGCAGCGGCUUUUAGACCGCUGCUCAACUUCUCCGCCACCUUUUUGCGACCCCCUGCUAGCGGCCUAUUGGCCGCCGGUGAGCAGGGGGCGGCAUUGCACAAGCAUUUCACUAGAAAAUCUUAAAAGUGCAUUGCGGUAGUAUUUAACUUUUAUGUCCCUUUAAUUUGUACUGUUCUAAUACUUUAGUUGAGUCAGUUCACAUCCCUGUGUUGUAGCGGUUUGUCUUUUGCACUAAUAACAUCAGUUUAUUUUCAGGUUUUUUUUGUUAUUUAUCCACACAACACAUAGUCCCCAUUUUCAGCAAACUAUAAGAACUAAGAACAUAGUUUAGUUUGUAUUUAUUUAUUUAUUUUUUAAUAGACUCCAUACAAGUGCAUUUCAUAAGCAACAUCAAGGGCGAAAAUAAUUUCUUAUUAUUUCAAGCACACACCACAGACAGUCUACACCAGAAGUUUUAUUGUUUUAAAAGAUAGAUAAUCCCUUUAUUACCCAUUCCCCAGUUUUGCAUAACCAACACAGUUAUAUUAAUAUACUUUUUACCUCUGUUAAAACCUUGUAUCUAAGCAUCUUCUGACAGCCCCCUGAUCACAUUACAUUUUAUUUAUCUAUUGACUUGCAUUUUAGCCAAUUGGUGCAGUGUCUGCCACAAGCCACAGGCGUUAUCACAAUGUUAUCUAUAAGGCUCACAUGAACUAGCAGUCCUCUGUUGUGAAAAGCUAAUAAAAAAAGUUUGUGAUAAGAGGCUGUCUGUAGUGGUUUAGAAACAGGCAGACAUUUAGAGGUUUAAAUGUUAUAAAGUAUAUUAAUAUAACAAUGUUGGUUGUGCAAAGCUUGGGGGAUGAUUAGUAAAGGUGUUAUCUAACUUUUUAAACAAUUACAAUUUUAGUGUUGACUGUACCUUUUAGCUUUCCCAAACAGAUAUCUUUAGGAUCCUAUACUUAGGUUUUUCAAUAAAUCAUAAAAAUUAGAUUUUGUUUGUCACUCUGCAAUAUCUUGUAAUUUUAUGUGGAUAAGUAGGAAUAAAAUAUCGAACCAUAAAAAGGAACUAUAUUUUAAACUAGCCAAAACCUAGGUGUAUGUAUCCAUACUCAUUUGCAUUAUUGAAUGCUAUGGGGGGGGGGGAAAGCAGAACAUUUUAAUUUGUAUCUAGAUUUUCACAAAAAAUAUAGUGCUUUGAGUCCAACACGUAGAAAAGCGCCAUAUAAUUUCUUGUUUUUAUUCACCCAGUUUUCAUAUUUGUUUGAUUGCCAGCAUGUUUGUAUUAGCUCAUGCAAACAAUUAUCUAUUAAGCAAAAAAAUAAGGCAAACCAUUCUUGCAACUUCAUCAUUGUUACUAUAAAAACAUGAAAUGAGGGGUCUUAUAAUGAUGGGUUUCAGAUUCCCCCCCAGACACAUACACACACAAAAGUCCAAUGUGAUACAGGACCACUUAUUUGAAAGAGAAGGAUUGUUUUUACAUAUAAAGUUUCACCUCCUCCUAUAUAAUGUGUUAAAUGGUAAAGGGGCUACCUAAUUCCCAUUCUUUUGUUCCAUCUGGUUAUGACAGCGCCUCUAUCAAAAGAUAAGUUAGUUUGCCAAUUUUAGCUCUUAGAUGUGGUCCCUUUUUGGAAUCCAACACACACCCUAAGUCACCUAAUAAAUACAAUUGCAUUUCCUCUGUCCUUAAAUGGACAUAAAACAAGUUGGGAUAGAGACAAAAUAUAAUACGUACUUUAAUUACUUUACCUGCAAAUUUAUACUGCAGUGCCUCGCCAUUAACCCUUUCUAGUUUCUGAAUUGUUAUGCUCUAACUCCCCCCACACAAUUCCUUUUAUGGCUGUAUCUAUAUCUAUUGUUGCUUUUGGUAGAAUACAAAAAAUGCAUAGGGAUUAUCUGCUGGAGCAUGUCUAGAAGCUGUGAACUCAGUUGAAAUACAAUGCCUGUGUCUAAACACUGAUAAGGGUGGGUGGAGUUGGCUGCUCAAGGCAGCUUAGCUAUGAAAUUCAUUUUACUUAUUUUUGAAAAUUAUUUUAAAAUACUUGCCAGUAAUUUUUAUGCAAACUAUUUUAAAUGAAUUAUCCCUUUUAGGAUAUGCACAGAUCUCAACCUGUUUUAUGUCCCUUUAACCUGCUUCCUACAGGAGCAAGAUGCCUCUCAAUUGAAAGAGGGAUAUGGCGUGUGUGUAUAGUUUAAAGCAAACCUAAACUAAUUACUAGAGAACAUGUUGAUUGUUUGUUAUAUGGUGGUAUUGUUUUAUUAAAGGGAGAAAACCCCCCACUACAACCACUUUCGAUACAAGUUUAGUCGCGUGCAUGCUAAAUGUUCUAGGACCUUAUACUGAAGGGAUUUUUUUUUUUGUCAAGACACUGAAUAUUGUGUGUUUAUUUUAGAAAUUGAGCAUGUGUUAUGUGCUCCUUUUUUCUUCAUUUCCAUAUCACUACAUUUAGUGUAUCACUUAUAAUUUCCCUACCUAAUGGUUCUCUAAUGUAGAUUACCAAUGGUGCUCAAAGAGUUAAACACAAUAGGUGCAGGUUGCCUGUAAACAUCCUUACUUAAUAAGACAUUGAACAGCAUAUUAUUGAGCUUCUUCCCCACCUCCCUCCAGUCAUGUGUGUUGACAUCUAUCGUUCACUACAUUCCAGUGGUGACCCGUUUGCACAUGUGCAGUAACUCAUUCAGAUACCUGCAAUGUAACCUAGGCUCCAAAAUGGCAGCACCCGUGAUCAGAGGGAGGUGUAUAAAACUUUAUUUAGUGUUUAACAUCCCUUUUAACCUUGGGAAGAGUAAGGUAAUAUAUUUGUGCUGCUGGUCCAGACUAGAUACUAAUCUGUUAUCACUUUCCAAUAAAUCUACACUUGACUACCACAGUACAGUGCUCUUUUUUAUAAUACUCCCUUAGACAUUUUGUUUAUUAAUAUACAUUGAAAAUUUGAAUUGUGAUGGGUGACAGGUGAAGGAUUCUGUAUAUGAUUUCUACUAAUAUGUAUGUGCUCAGCAGGCCUGAGUACAAAGGUUUCUGAAUUGCUUUAUAUUCUGUAUAUGUCUGGUGAAUUGGAUCAGUAACUUUCGUUUCUUCUACAAUAAACUUUAUACUGUGAGGAAAAUAAACCCUAUCUUUAUUUAGUGUGGAUUAUCCCAAUGUGUUUAUAUCAGGGUGUUAGGUGCCUUCUGAUGUACGAGAUUUUAAUUUUUUUUGUUCUGUUGCUUAAAUCUGAUAUUUUAUUUCGUAUUCAUUUACUUAUGUGUCAAUCUUUCUGUACCCUUCUUGAAUUUUCUGCCCGUGUAAAUCUUUUUUUUGUGACCUGUCCCUUGCAAUUGUUUUGCUUCUGGUUAUUUUUCAGUGGUAUCCAGCAUCUGUUGGGCUGGAAAUAUUUAGCAAAUCUGCAUUUAUACCCUUUCUGUGUAAAGAGAUGAAAGUGUAGAUUUGUCGGGGUGGAUGGACUGAACCAGUUAUUAAUUACUGCCAUUCUUUUUGUACAUGCAGUGGUGGGGGACGACAUUUUGCACUGGCUAUUUACUAUUGUACAAAGAAAUAUCCUGUAAACUGGAAUCUGUCAUUCAAAUAAAGUUGUUUGUAAAAAAUAAAAUAAGAAAAAUA